AUAGAAACUACUGAAAGGGGAGUGACGACCAAAAUCGGCCGUAGCCACGGUCCACCCCGUAGGCAGGAAAACUAUAGCCCCUCCCUGCCGAUAGUUGGUACUUGGUGUAGCUGGUUGCUAGAAUUUUAGUAUGUCAGGCAGUACCCAUCUGCGUCAGGACAACUAGAUGAAAAGGAAUGUGUUGGAGGAACCACGGUAACUUAAUCUGUGGGCUCUGACAUCUGGGGCUAAUCGGAGCCCAUUGUAGACGAUGAGCGGAAAGUUUACAAAACUUUCUCACUCAAUUCCUGCAGUAGCAGCCUUCCGAUCUGGCUGGGCUCAUCAGGACAACUUUUAUUGAUCCAGCCUUCUUUUGAUCUAAUGCUUUGUGAAUGGUUACAGCGGAAAGUAAAGGGGGCCAGCAUGAGGAGAACCACUGUUUGCCGAAUGAUUUUAUUUACUUGUCUGUUAUCUUGUACCCUGGUGAUUGUUUACUUUCAAAGCACACUCCAGUCAGUUGAAAAAGCAAAACUCCACAGGCACCGCUUUCAUAGCAAGUCAGGACGAAGUCCUCUUCAAGCACUUUAUGACAGUGAUCAGUUUGAACAUAGUCCACUGCAGCUGAUCCAGCAAAAACGGCGUAGCUUGCUAAAUAAUGUCUGCAAAAUGUACACACGAAAGCGACGAGUCCUGACAACGGAAGACCUCAAACACCUCAUUGUGGAUGACAACCAUGGUCUUUUAUACUGCUAUGUCCCAAAGGUGGCAUGUACAAACUGGAAGAGGGUGAUGAUGAUCCUCAGUGGACAAAAUAAAUAUAGUGACCCUUUGAAAAUUCCUGCAAAUGAGGCCCAUAUUUCAUCAAACCUAAAAACUCUUUCAGACUACAGCACAAAUGAAAUUAACUAUCGUUUGAGAAAUUACCUCAAGUUCAUCUUUGUCAGGGAACCUUUCGAGCGGUUAGUCUCAGCCUACAGGAAUAAAUUCACUAGGAAGUAUAAUACAGCCUUCCACAAACGAUAUGGCACCAAAAUUGUUAAGCGUCAUAGGAGGAAUCCUACUUCGGAAGCUUUGGAAAAGGGAGAUGAUGUCAAGUUCAAUGAGUUUGUCUAUUAUUUGGUAGACCCCCAUACACAACGAGAAGAACCAUUUAAUGAACACUGGGAGAGGGUCCAUUCACUUUGCCAUCCUUGUAUUAUUCACUAUGAUGUCAUUGGCAAGUAUGAAACAUUAGCAGAUGAUGCUAGAUAUGUCCUGCAGCUUAUUGGUGCUGACAAAACUGUGAAGUUCCCCACAUCUUCCAAAUCUACAAGGACUACAGAUGAUUUGACAGCAGAAUUCUUCAAUAACCUCAGUCCGUUUUACCAAAAGAAGCUUUAUAAUUUAUACAGAAUGGACUUUUUAUUGUUUAACUAUUCUAUGCCUUCUUAUUUAGAUAUACGAUGAUUAUAAGCCCUUCACUGUCAGAUGUAUCGUUAAACCUGUAUCAAGGACAGAUUGUUUUUUUUUUCAAAAUGCAGUACCAGAAGUGACAUGUUGUUGACCACUGUAGGGUAGGAAGCCUACCCUGAAAUACUGUUAUGAAUUCUGGAUACCGAGCAAAGAACAAUUUAGUAUUAAAAUUUCAAUCGAAUAGCUAUAUCUCUGCCACUCAUCUGGAUCUUAAGAUGAAAUCCUAACUCUGCUGGUCAUGGUUGGGGUUUUGCCUAUCAAGCUAUCAGUGGUAUUAGACCACCAUCCUGGCUACCAUUGCUGGACAGAGUGAAAGGGUUGGGAAAAGAAGCAGCUGGUUAACCUGCAAAUAGCAUGUGUCAGAGGUCAUUUAAACGUGGGUGUCCACAUUAAGUUGUAGCAAGCACUAGUGAUGGGGGAUGGUGGCAUAUGCCAGUUUACACUGCUGUGGUAGUAUUUGCUGGAAAAAAAAAACACAUGAUCAGGAUAUGUGACUGAAUAAAAUAACAGUAUUUUCUUAUUUUUAUGACUGCUAUAUUAAGACUUUUCUGUUUAAAUAUUGAUUUUUUUUUCAAAUGGCAAUGACUUUUAAUGUAAAAGAAAUUUUUUUUUUUUUAUGGUUUUAAUACCUUUGUUCAGGAAGUAGCUAGUCUGUGUUAAAAAAAUACCUGUAUUUCAACUCCUUUCACUCCCAAGAAAUGUUGCUGUGUCUGUCAAACUUACAUUCUGAAUUAAUAAAAUUGUUUUGAGAGGUCAUUUUAGGAAGAGAGAGGUUAUCAUGUCCUGGACCUGCAUAACUCCAGUUGCAGCACCAAAUAUAACCACCUUAUGGCAUAAGAACAUAGUUUUGGUGCCUUUUUUAAGUCGAAUGUUGAUGUAGUAAAAAGGGUGCCAGUAUUAAUGUGUUAAAAAUGACAGUUCCGCAUAGUCAGGGAAACCUACUUUUUACAUAUCCCUAAUUAAAUAUGUAGAUGUGGUAAUGUGGUAAUUGUUGUCUGCUAUAAAAUGAAGUAUGAUUUUCUUUUAAAGCUUUUUUGUCAAAAAAAAAACGUUUUGCUGUCUGACAUGCAUGUUGGUACAAGUGUAAGAUUUUUUUUUAUAGAAUUGAACACUUUCAGACAAGGUGCUACAUAAAGAGAUUACUGAAUGAAUGUCCACACUAUUCACUGUGACAGUUGUCCUUCCUUGUAUUACAGAUCUCUUAAGUUGAGCAGAGCCAAGCCCUUGAAGUGAUAACAUUGUCAUUGUUUUGCUGGUUUACAGUACCCACUGGAGUCUGAAUAUUAAAUGAACACGUUUAAAAAUGUUUUUUUUUUAUGUGGUUAAGGGUCUUCACAGUAAAAACCAUUAGUCUCUGCACCAGCCAAUAUAUAAAUCAGACACUGUGAAAUCCUGCUUGCUUCUGUGUGAAAAUGCAUUUGGUCGAAUAAAAGGCAUCAAAGCA
Protopterus annectens (West African lungfish) is the source of this 2875-nucleotide messenger RNA. RefSeq names its product carbohydrate sulfotransferase 11-like. Gene Ontology annotation, molecular function: sulfotransferase activity. The transcript has 3 exons. The record is from RefSeq and is a predicted model, not a curated record. Gene Ontology annotation, cellular component: membrane. Bases 361 to 1425 code for a protein of 354 amino acids. Lineage: Eukaryota; Metazoa; Chordata; Ceratodontiformes; Protopteridae. Gene Ontology annotation, biological process: carbohydrate biosynthetic process; proteoglycan biosynthetic process.